AUGUCUUUGUUAUCAGAUCGGCAGAGGGAAGAGCUACACAAGUCUCUUCUCGAUUACUUGGAAUCUUCCGGUUACGCAGACAGCGCACGCGCUCUCAGGCGUGAUCUACAGCUCGAGGAUAUAGUCCUAGACUCGAAAGCCAAAUACGCAGGCCUGCUUGAGAAGAAGUGGACGUCUGUCAUUAGAUUACAGAGGAAGGUGGUUGAACUUGAAUCUAGAAACGCACAACUAAAUGCAGAACUCUCAUCGCCCGCUAUGGCAACUAAAAGGCCCAAGUCUGUACACUUUUUACCUUCUGCACCAAAGCACACACUAUCUGGACACAGAUCGGCCGUCGUUUCAAUAUCCUUCCACCCAAAGUUCACCCUCAUUGCUUCAGGAUCCGACGACGCGUCUAUAAAGGUCUGGGACUGGGAUAGCGCAGAGUGCGAGCGCACACUCAGGGGGCACACCAAGGCCGUUCUUAGUUUAGAUUACGAUCAAAGUGGAAAUCUUCUCGCUAGUGCCUCUUCAGACACGUCUAUUAAGCUCUGGGAUGCUGCUGGCGAUUACGCGAAUAUCAAAACACUUUACGGACAUGACGAUAGUGUUAGCUGUGUGAGGUUCUUGGCCAACACUAACACUCUCAUAUCCUCGAGCAGAGACCAAUCUAUUAGGUUUUGGGAAAUUUCUAGUGGAUACUGCACCAGAACACUCAACCCGCAUUCAGAUUGGAUCAGAGGGAUUAUACCGACGGAUGACGGGAAAACCUUGGCUACGGCCUCUUCUGAUCAGACCUCCGUGAUCGUUGACAUACCUACAGGUAACACAAUCGGUGAACUGAGAGGACACGAGCAUGUAAUUGAAUGCGUCGCAUGGGCGCCAACAUCUUCAUACCAGAACAUUUCUCAACUUAUAUCAGAAAACAGCAGCGCAAUUGAUAAAAGUGAUUCAAAUGACAGCAACAGGUUUUUGGCUACUGGAUCACGUGAUAAAACAAUAAAACUUUGGGACGCUAGCACAAACCAAUGCGUUUAUACCUUUAACGGACACGAUAGUUGGGUAAAGAGCAUAAUGUUUCACCCUGCUGGUACACACCUGCUGUCGUCAUCCGAAGACAAAUCAAUCAAGAUUUGGGAUCUAACUACAGGAAGAUGCACUCGUACUAUCGAGGACGCGCAUAAGAAUUUCAUAAAUAGCUUAACAUGGGGACGACAAACGAUGCCCGAUAACGCCAAUUUGAAUAGGAGGUUUAGCAUGCCACAACCACCUCUGCGCUCGAUGAGUGGUGGCGAUGUUCUCAGAAGUGUUCAACAGCAGGCCCAGAGUAUAUCACGACCAUUGAACGUCAUUGCUUCGGCCAGUUCUGACACGACUAUAAAGAUAUGGACGCCGUGA
Molecule: messenger RNA, 1377 nt
Organism: Wallemia mellicola CBS 633.66
Lineage: Eukaryota; Fungi; Basidiomycota; Wallemiomycetes; Wallemiales; Wallemiaceae
Product: nuclear distribution protein PAC1
Exons: 4
Coding region: 1-1377 (458 amino acids)
Molecular function (GO): protein binding
Source: RefSeq, a predicted model, not a curated record